AUGGGGAAAGGUAUAUAUAGCUUCAUUACCUCCACUGUUCACCAUGUUCCCACGCUUCCAAGGUCAGGAGCAAAUGCAGCAGAUACGUUGGGCCUAAACCAUCUUUCUCUGAGGCAAAGCUUCAGUGUGAGGCUCGCCCUCGCGGUGCUGUUGAUUGCCCAGUUCAGCUUUGGAUUCGACCAACAGGGCUAUUCGUCCACUCAGGCCAUGGCUUCUUUCAAGAAUCAGUUUGGCUCGUACAAUGCAAAGAUGAAGAAAUAUACUUUGGAUACACUGCAUAUUCUUGGGGCAGGCCGCAGAUACGGCGGACGCAUGUGCAUGUUCUGCAUGAGUAUUCGGGCAAUCAUCUGUGCAACCAUCCCCCAUCACCCCGAGGACGUCCGACCAGAUUUUGGUUGGUCGUGUGCCAAGCUUAUUGGCAUUCCAACAGACAUCUACAUCGGCAUGGAGCUAUCGGUAGUUUCUAUCUUCCAAUCCGAGAUCGUCCCUUCUCAUGCCUGCGGUUUUGUUGUCGGGACCUACCAAAGCAGUUCAUAUAGAAAAGCGUACAUGAUCCCAUAUGGAUUGUUCUAUCUCGUCCCAACACCAGUUGUGACACUUAUUUGGUUCAUCCCUGAGGAAAAUAGUUCCUUUCUUGAUAUCUUCCGCGGAUCGAACCUGAGACGUACUCUGGUCGUAUGCGGUACUAAUUUCUUCCUCCAAUCCACUGGUCAAAUAAGUACUUCUCUUUAUGGAGCUCUGUUCGUCUCGGACCUUGGGACGGUCAGUCCAUUCAUCGUAACCGUUAUAAUUGCUAUUUCAAAUCUAACUGCAUCGGGAAUUGCGAUGAUUCUUACGGAUCGAAUUGGUCGAAGGGCUCUCAUCUUGAUUGGUGCCUCUAUCCAGGUUACCUCGCAAAUGACCAUGGGCAGUUUAGGUAAUGCCAACCCAUUCACUAAAAGCGAGAAGGCUGGCGUGGUCGCGAUGAUGGUUACCCGCCUUUGGAUACAGUGUUGGUUGGGCAGCAGGUGCACAUAUUCUCAGUGUAGAAUUUCCCAGCAAUCAGGCUCGAGAUAUGACUUGUCGAACUGCUUCGGUCCUCAACAUUGCCGUGUAUCGGCUUUUAUAUUUGCAUCCAUUGCAUUUGUCUCGAUUGGUAUACGUACUUCAUUCCAAAUGUUGCUGGGUGGUCAUUGGAGGAAGUCAACGAGCUGUUUGAGAGCGACACCCCAUUGCGGAAGUCUUCAAAAGUUAAACUUCGGAGUGAAGGAGACCAUUCUGAGGAUUAAUAAGCAUGAGAUUCAAAUAUUAUAA
Messenger RNA from Talaromyces stipitatus ATCC 10500, 1293 nucleotides. RefSeq names its product sugar transporter, putative. Gene Ontology annotation, molecular function: carbohydrate:proton symporter activity. The coding region runs from base 1 to 1293 and encodes 430 amino acids. The record is from RefSeq and is a predicted model, not a curated record. Gene Ontology annotation, biological process: carbohydrate transport; transmembrane transport. The transcript is spliced from 8 exons. Lineage: Eukaryota; Fungi; Ascomycota; Eurotiomycetes; Eurotiales; Trichocomaceae. Gene Ontology annotation, cellular component: membrane.